Thunnus maccoyii (southern bluefin tuna) is the source of this 1994-nucleotide messenger RNA. It is a transcript of the gene cbx3b, whose product is annotated as chromobox homolog 3b. The record is from RefSeq and is a predicted model, not a curated record. Gene Ontology annotation, biological process: negative regulation of transcription by RNA polymerase II; chromatin organization. Gene Ontology annotation, cellular component: pericentric heterochromatin; nucleus. The transcript is spliced from 5 exons. Gene Ontology annotation, molecular function: chromatin binding. The coding region runs from base 242 to 829 and encodes 195 amino acids. Lineage: Eukaryota; Metazoa; Chordata; Actinopteri; Scombriformes; Scombridae.
GGUUUUCCUGGCAUGACCUUUUCCCUUGGCAACCACUUCCUCCGAGCAUCCACGGCCAUCUUUAAUUUUAACUCAUUCAUGAAAAGUUGUUUCGCUCAUGUAAACACGCCGAGCGACACAUCUGCGCACAGAGCUGCACCGAGGACGCUGUGUGCAUGUAGUUUCCUUGCGACAAGCUCCAAACAGAGCAGAGCAGCACCGCAGCAGGCUGUCCGCCGAGAUUAAGUAAACACCGACAGCGAUGAGAAAGAAGCAGACCGCCAAACAGAGGAAGACUGAGGAGACUAACGUUACAGUUGUCCAGGAGUUUGUGGUGGAAAAAAUAAUUCGCAGGAGAGUCUCUAAUGGAAGAGUUGAGUACUUCCUGAAGUGGAAAGGCUUCACUGAUGCAGAAAACACUUGGGAACCGGAGGACAAUCUAGACUGUCCUGAACUCAUUGAAGAGUUCCUGAGGAACACCCAUCUGUCUGAAGGGAAUGAGGAAGAGCAAAGUGAGCAGCUAGAGCCUGAGUUCAUUCCUAAAGAAGAAAUGACAGAACAAGAGACAGAAAUUUCCUGUAUGCAGUCCCAGCAGCAGGCUUGCACCGUGCCCAGUGACAGUGACGUCCUGGAGCCAGACACACCCACUAACCUCAGCACUUACCUCGAGCCUGAAUGCAUCAUCGGCUCCACAGACAGACAGGGAGAGCUCAUGUUUCUAGUCAAAUGGAAAAACUCUGAUGACGUGGCCCUGCUGCCGGCCCGUGAAGCGAGCGCCAGGUGUCCCCAGGUGGUGAUCGACUUCUACGAGCAGAAGUUGACCUGGCACUGCGGAGAUGAGGAGCAGUGAAGUGUGUGUGUGUGUAUGUGUGUGUGUGUGCGCAUUACCGAGGUGAACUGAUAAACAGCUGUGCUCUCACCUGAAGCUUAGUUUAACCUCAGGCGAGUGUCCUCCUCCUCCUUCAGCUGACAUUAGAGGCACGCUGUGUGAAAUUACGUUUCCGCUGCAGGUUGGAGUGUCAGAUUGUGGCAGGUGCGAGAACCUCAGCGGGGAUGGAUUUUUUUUUUUUUUUGCUCUCAGUCCUGCGGUGCUCCAUGAGGUCACCGUGCCUUUGUGGAGACUGCGAUUGGGGCUUAAACUAACCUUUUGUGUAGAGCGGCUGAUUUUGAGGUCGGACUAACCUGUAGCAGCUUUGGUCUUGUGUCAUCAUGUAGCAGACACAAUCACUGUGGAAUGGUUUUGUUUUUAAGAUUUGUUGUUAUAUAGUGAGUAUUUAUAGUCCUGUUUCCCUACAAGGAUCUUCCACUGGGAGGGCCUUUUGUCAUUUAGUGUGUGCUCUGCAGUAAAUCUUGUAUAGCGACACUAUUUAGGCAGAGUGAACUAACUGCUGUCUUACCUCCAGUCCAUGUAGCUUUUGGUUAGAGAUUGUAGACCUGUUGUUCGGACGCAGAUGUUGUGUGAGGUGUUGAUAGCCGCAGCUUUUACUGUCUCACUGUGUCUCUGUAUGGACCCUUGUGGUUGAUUAUUUAAAAUUGUUGCCCAGCAUAAUUUUGCCCAUGUUUCCAAUCAGCUGCUAUGUACCAAAUGUUCUCUUCUCCUCUGUAUUGAUUUAUAACAAGAACCUUUUUCAGGUUUUAAAAAUAAUUAUUAGGUGCUUUUACCCUAAAUGAAGUCUUGGCAGAAUGAUUCAAAAGGUCACAAUAUUUCUUAAGUAAAUCUAUUGAAAACAACUUUAGUGCACCUGCAGUAUACAAUGGCUAAUAAGAUUGUUAAAUGUAGCACUUUAGAUACGAGACUGUCCAAUUGUGAAGGGCAUUGUCUUCCAGUAGUUAUACAGGCCUGUGUAAAAUACCUGUAUCCUGAUGGCUUUGUCCUGACUCGACAUAUCUCCCAUGACUGUUAUGGGACACUCAGCUGAACCUUAAACCUCCUAAAAACACACCUACUACUGAAUUGCUGUAACUGUUGACCAUGGAUCUGUGAAGUCUGUGAAUAAAGAAAAACAUUUUGUGAA